Messenger RNA from Eriocheir sinensis (Chinese mitten crab), 5098 nucleotides. Its product is annotated as multiple PDZ domain protein-like. The transcript has 30 exons. The record is from RefSeq and is a predicted model, not a curated record. NCBI's taxonomy places the organism in Eukaryota, Metazoa, Arthropoda, Malacostraca, Decapoda, Varunidae. Gene Ontology annotation, molecular function: protein binding. Bases 134 to 5098 code for a protein of 1654 amino acids.
UCUAGUGGUGGCUCGCGCGCCGCCCCUGGAGAAGCAGCCUGAAGGUGUUGCCGCCGAAGAGAGCCAGGAACUCCAGGACGCCCCCCUCCCCCCCGCCCAGGGACCCCCAGCCCAGGAGCAGCCCGCCACAGAGAUGCUGAACACGGAGUGGGCUCAGGUGGAGGUGAUUGACCUCAUCAACGACGGCUCCGGCCUCGGCUUCGGCAUCAUCGGGGGCAGGUCGACCGGCGUGGUAGUGAAGACCAUCCUGCCAGGGGGCGUGGCCGACAGGGACGGGCGCCUCCAGUCCGGCGACCACAUCCUGCAGAUCGGCGAGGUCAACCUUCGAGGGAUGGGGAGCGACCAGGUGGCGGUGGUCCUGCGUCAGUCGGGGUCACACGUGCGCCUCGUCGUGGCCCGGCCCAUCGAACCCACCUCCCCGGACUUCCAGGUUAGACAGGUGGGCAGGUCAGCGCCCAUCGUCGAGACCCGCGUCCUGAACGACCCUGAAGAGCUGGAGCGUCGUCUGAGCCUCAUGCAGAAUGGCUAUACCUCCACCGGCAUCCCCACCCUCGCCCUCAGCGCCCCCGCCCCCAGCACCAAUGGACACCCCGCCCCGCCCUACACCAACGGGGAGCAGCCGGACCUCCUCAACAGGGAGAAGCUGCCGCGAGAGGCCGCCACUACCGCCACCACCGUCACCACCGAGGCUCACCUUCACUACCAGCAGGCUCAGGUGGAAGGAGAGGGCGGGUCGUCUGCCUCGUCUCUCUCGCCGCCCGUGGGAGGAGGAGGAGGAGGAGGCGGCCCGCUGACGGACUCCCACCCGGAGCCCCUGGAGGAGGAGUCGGCCACUCGCACGUACACCGAGGAGGAGCUGAGUCUGCUGGCCGAAGAAGGGCUGCCGGAGAUGGAGACGAUCGAGCUGGAGGUGACGAAGGACCAUCAGGGCCUCGGAAUUACCAUUGCUGGAUAUGUGUGUGAGAAAGAAGAGUUGUCGGGCAUCUUCGUCAAGUCUAUCAACGCUGGCAGUGCUGCGGACCGGAAUGGCCAGAUCCAGGUCAACGAUCAGAUAGUCGAGGUGGACGGCCGGAGCCUGGCGGGGCUGAGCAACCAUGCCGCCGUGGACGUGCUGCGCGCCACGAGCCAGGUGGUGCACCUCCGCCUGGCCCGCUACCUGCGCGGCCCCAAGUACGAACAGCUGCAGCAAGCCAUCGCCAACUCCGAGCUCAAGACCACGCCCACCACGCCCAACCCGCCGCGCGCCCCCGUGACAAGAAGCAGCCUUAAGUACAGGUCGCGGGGCUCAUUACGGGCAGGUGCUCCCCGGCGGACGAGCCUCCCGCAGCGCCCCACCAGCCUCAUCACCGCCCCGCUGCUGCCUCCUGCAGGAUGUGGGUGCGGCGGGGGCGGUAGUCUGAGCGAUGGUGGCGGUGGUGGAGCCCUGCCGCAGCCCAGGUCCAACCAAGUGAGCAGGAGCGAGUUGUCUUCAAUCCUGCAACUUGACCCUCGUCGCCCCCGCCCGCAGCGCCCCUCUCGUCUUGGUGACCUCCCCAGCAGCGAGGCGAUCUGCUCAGCUCUUGGGGACCUUGAGAGGGGCGAAGAGGAGUCUGUUCUGGAGGCCAUCAACCCAGCACUCUCCCUACCUACCUCCUCAUCAACACUCAUUGCCGAUGUGCCUACCUUCCCCUCCAUCUCCAGCCAGCCCAUGCAAUCCGCCGGGCUGCCUGCUGGAAUCGCUUCCUCCUACGCGACCACCACCAAUGUGCCUCAGCUAUCAUCCACCAUCCCUCAACUUUCAUCUGAUGUCCCUCCAUUGUCCUCCGGCAUUAGUUCUGAUGUUCGCCUUGAAGACAUUGAGUUGAUGAUUGACACCAAUUACUCCGGGGAGCUGCGGCCCUCCGUGGAGAGUGCCAUUGAACGCAAGUGGUCAAGGAUUGUGGGCCCAGAGUUUGAUAUCGUGGUUGCUCAACUCAGCAAGUUCGAGGAGGGCGGGGGCCUCGGGAUCAGCCUGGAGGGGACCGUGGAUGUGGAGGGCGGCCGUGAGGUGCGCCCCCACCACUACAUCCGCUCCAUCCUCCCCGACGGACCCGUGGGCAAGAACGGUCGUCUCUGCAGCGGCGAUGAGCUUCUGGAGGUAAAUGGCCAGAAGCUCCUCGGCCUCAACCAUGUGGAGGUGGUGGGCAUCCUCAAGGAGCUGCCGCGCUUCGUACGCCUCGUGUGUGGCCGCCGCGCCCCGGGAGCUCCACCGCCUCUCCACCCCAUUGAUGCCCCCACUGCCGACCGGGACACCUUCGCCGCACGGAACAUCUUGGGCGGCUCCCUUCAGAACCUCAUCCCUGGCUCAGAGCGUUUGGUGAAGGCCAAGUCUGACGGCUCCCUGGCCUCUUCUGCCACGGCGGCCACCAAUGACAACUCCUUCAACCGCAUGAAGAGCCGCAGCCUGGAGCCCCUCACUGGCCUGGCCAUGUGGAGCUCAGAGUGCCAAGUGAUUGAGCUGACCAAGGGUGACCGAGGGCUGGGCUUCUCCAUCCUUGACUACCAGGACCCACUCAACCCCCAGGAGACUGUCAUUGUGAUCCGCUCGCUGGUGCCGGGCGGCGUGGCUGAGAAGGACGGCCGCCUCAUCCCCGGGGACCGCCUCGUCGCCGUCAACGGAACCAACCUGGAAAACGCUACUCUGGACCAGGCAGUGGCGGCCCUCAAGGGAGCACCCAAGGGAACCGUGUCCAUCGCCGUCGCCAAGCCCAUCAGUGUGCUGGAGUCGACUGGCCAGCUGCGUUCCCCCGACUCCGAUGACCCGACGGGCACGACUCAUCCCCGAAGAAGCCUGCUGGACGCUAUUCUGGGGGAGCUGGGUUCGCCGAGAGAUACGGACAGUCAGCUGCUGGAUCGCUCUCUGGACGACGACCAAGACCUCAACCGGGACAGCGAGGAUGACCUGCUGGACGACUACGAUAAUGACCUCGAUGACUUCUCCGAGGAACAGGUCUAUAGCGGCCACAGGCAUUCCGGAUCGGUGUUGUCGAGUGAGUCCGACGCCCCCCCUCUGCCCCCCACCUCGCCCCCCCACACCCCCGCCUUCCCCACCGACGAGGAGGAGGAGAUCACGGAGUACGACAAUGAGCUGAGGUGUCGUGGCCCUGGGGAGGAGGAGGAGGAGGGGCAGGGAGGUAUCUCGCGGGUGCCUCCCCACCUCACCCUCAACCUCGCGUCGCCCCCCAACCUGUUACCUCCGAACACCCACGAUCCAGGGGAGGUGGUGUCCCCCAUCAACGUGUACAAGGCCUCGGUGUUGAUGGUGCCAGUAGCGACGGAGAGACUAAUAGGCAGCGGCCCCUCGCCCUCCUCCGCCCUCACGCCCACCGCUAGCCUCCAGCACCACGCAGCCGCCCCCCAGUACCACGCCGCUCAAGGCGGCGGCGGGUCGGGGGAGGAAGAAGGAGGCAGCCCGCACUCCUCGCCGCUGCUUCCCCGCUGGACCGCCCACCCACCCGCCCUCCCCCGCGACCUGGAGCGGACCAUCAAGAUCAAAAAGGGUGCCGACCAGCUGGGCGUGAACAUCGAGGUAGUGGACCAGGGCGUGAAUGGUGUCGUGGUGUCUUCGCUGGUGAGGAACGGAGCGGUGCACAAGGACGGCCGCCUCCACGCUGGCGACUUCAUCCUCAGCGUCAACAAUGAGUCUAUGAGGAACAUCACCAACUCCCAGGCGCGCGCCAUCCUCCGUCGCACCCAACUGGUUAGCACGGACGUGAGCAUCUGCUUCAUCCGGGGCCAGGACGCCGCCGCCUACAGGGAAGCGUCGCUGUUACACUACCGCGACGGACAGCAGCAGCAGCAACAGCAGGCGAUCCAGCAGGGCCACGCGACCCAGCCCCACACCAGCCCCAGGAUCUUCCCCAAGUACUACAGGUCUCCAUACGUGCCGCGCGGGGAGAGCUCCGAGGACGAGGGUGGCGCUGAGGUGGGCGCUGACCUGACCCGCUCCAUCACCGCUCCUUCCUUCAUCACCCGGGACUUGAGGUCACGGGAUCCUAGCCACGACGACCUCAUCGGCUCGGCCACAAGCCUCCCGCAGGGCCACCAGGCAGCCGAGACCAAGGACGGACGCUCGGUGAUCAACAUAAAACACGCUUUGAGUGAGACGUACGUUGAGUCCUUGACCGAGGAGUCGAACAUCUCAUCGGUGCAUAUCGGUGGCGAGGACGACCGGGCUCUAGAGGACGGGGACGAAGGCCCCUUCACUAUCACCUUCAAGAACGUCUCGGCCGCACCCCCAGAGUUCACCGCCAGGGUUGGGCAGGAUCCCGCCGAGGCCGAGGACCACGAGGUUGUUGGGGUGCUACAAGACGACGGUGACCUCACUACCUCAGAGGCACGCUCCAACUCCUCUAGCCCCAUGCUGGAUGGAAAGCACUGGGGCCCCGAGCGCACGGUGGAGGUGCGUCGAGAUGAGAAGAACUCCCUCGGCAUCUCCAUCGUGGGGGGCAAGGUGGACCUCAGCUGGUCUGGCUCCUCUGUCACUGGAAUAUUCAUCAAAAAUGUGCUUCCUGAUUCUCCAGCGGGCAAGAGUGGGCUUCUCAAGACUGGUGACCGCAUCCUGGAGGUUGAAGGCACUGACCUGCGGGGAGCAACGCACGAGAAGGCAGUGGAGGUGAUCAAGAAGACUGGCAACCCCGUGACCUUCAUGGUGCAGAGCCUGGUGCAGUGGACGCCGGGGAACUCGGCUCCGGGCUCAAGGGACGUCAGCCGCCUCGGGACCCGGUACCCGACCUCCAUCACCCCCGCCAGGACACCCACGCCAGAACUCAUCCAGCCCGGCCUGUCCGACAUCAAGAAGCAGGAGAUUCAAGCCAACCUCAAGAAGCCGUUUAACCGCCGCCAGACCACCGAGGACUCCGAGGAUGAUAUUGACGAUGUCCACCAGCAGCAGGGACGCAUCGAGACCAAGCAGGGAGUGGAGAUUGACCGAGCUAGUGCCGGAGCCCUCAGGAGAAACAAGGCCGACCGAGCCAAUGACCCCGAGGAGGAGGACGAGUUCGGCUACACCAACAGUGAGUACCCGGUGUGUUUCCCUCGGCAGGGGGGUGAUGGGACGGCAGGGAGGUGGUGGUGGUAG